Molecule: messenger RNA, 2920 nt
Organism: Elgaria multicarinata webbii
Lineage: Eukaryota; Metazoa; Chordata; Lepidosauria; Squamata; Anguidae
Gene: ARMC3
Product: armadillo repeat containing 3
Exons: 19
Coding region: 67-2664 (865 amino acids)
Molecular function (GO): protein binding
Source: RefSeq, a predicted model, not a curated record
AGGAAGAGAGUGAGAGACAGGCGCUGGGCGGUCUUGGGAACGCGACUGCCCGUGUAGACAGUCGGAAUGGGUAAAAAGGUAAAAAAGGAAGUGGAACCUCCUCCUAAGGAUGUGUUUGAUCCUUUAUCAGUUGAAAGCAAGAAAGCUGCAACAGUGGUGCUAAUGCUCAGUUCCCCUGAAGAGGAAGUUUUGUCUAAAGCCUGUGAAGCUCUUUAUAAAUUUGCAUCAAAAGGUGAAGAAAACAAGCUGACACUUCUUGAACUUGGAGCCCUGGAACCUUUAUUUAAAUUAGUUUCCCAUGAAGACCCUGUUGUCCGUAGAAAUGCCACCAUGGUAGUCGGUAUCAUGGCUUCUCAUAAUGAUGUGAAAAAAUCAUUAAGGCAGCUUGAUGUUACAAGUGCAUUCAUAGCUCGCCUGGCACCAGAAGAAGACGUAGUCAUCCAUGAGUUUGCCAGCCUUUGUCUGGCACAUAUGGCAGCUGAAUAUAAUAGUAAAGUGCAAAUAUUUGAACAAGGUGGAUUAGAGCCACUUAUCAGACUGCUAGGAAGUCCUGACCCUGAUGUUAAGAAGAAUUGUGUUGAAAGCAUCUAUAACAUGGUACAGGAUUUUCAGAGUCGUGCUGCAAUUCGUGAACUAAACGCAAUUCCUCCGUUAUUGGAUCUUCUGAAGUCUGACUAUCCAAUUAUUCAGUUGUUAGCUAUCAAAACUUUAGGUAUUAUUAGCAUUGACAGAGAAACCAGAGUGAUGCUUAGAGAAAAUCAAGGACUAGAUCAUCUUUUCAAGAUACUAGAAACUAAGGAAUUUAAUGAUCUACACGUGGAAGCUCUUGGAGUUGUGGCAAAUUGUCUUGAGGAUGUGGAUACUAUGCAAUUGAUUCAGGAGACAGGGGGUCUCAGAAAACUACUUGCCUUUGCUGAAGUUUCCACUCUUACUGAUUUUCAGAAGAAUGCAGCAAAAGCCAUUGCUAAAGCAGCUUAUGACCCUGAAAACAGGAAAAUCCUGAAUGAACAAGAAGUUGAAAAAUGUCUUGUCACUCUUUUGGGAACGGAUAAUGAUGGAACUAAAAUAGCUGCUUCUCAAGCCAUCUCUGCUAUGUGUGAGAAUUUAGCCAGCAAGCAAGCCAUUGGCGCUCUAGGGAUUCCCCAGCUAGUUCAGUUGCUAAGCAGCGAAAAUGAAGAGGUAAAAGAAGCUGCCGCCACAGCUGUAGUUAAUCUGACAACAGCCCAUCUUGCCAAUGCCAGUGCCGUUGCUGAAGCGGAUGGCAUCGAACCACUGAUCAGCCUUCUGAGUGCUAAGAGAGACGGGGCUGUUGCUAGUGCUGCUACCGUUCUCACAAACUUGGCCACGCAGGAGCCGUUGCGUCUCAACAUCCAGAGCCAUGGUAUCAUGAAUGCCCUAGUAGAGCCACUGAAUUCCACGAACAGCAUUGUGCAAAGCCGAGCGGCCCUUGCUCUGGCUGCCUUUGGUUGUGAUGCUGAGGCAAGAGCUGAGCUACGGAAUUCAGGUGGACUUGAGCCUCUUGUUAAGCUCCUAUAUUCGAGACACGAUGAAGUCCGAAGAAAUGGUUGUUGGGCUGUUAUGGUUUGUGCGAGUGAUGAGCCAACAGCAGCUGAAAUGACCAGGCUUGGUGCUUUAGACAUUCUUGAAGAAAUUAACCUGUCCAUUGGGCGCAAAAAUAACUUCAGUGAAGCAGCUUUGGAUAAAAUACUUGAUCACAACCUUCCCCAGAAAUAUAGUCAAAUGGGGUUUUUAUCAUCAAGUAACAUAAUUUUGGAUGGGUUUUAUGAUUAUGGACAGGUAAAGCAUGGUGUAAAACUAUUAUCCCUGGAGGAACUCAGUGCUCAGGAGCUUAAUGAUCGCCGUGCUAUAGUCUUAAUAAAUGCUAAACCACCAGAACCGGAAUCCUCAGCUCCUCCCAUUCUGGUAGAUGAAAGGACAACACAAGAUACAGGUUCCACCCGAAUUGCGCCUUCUGCAAGUGCUGUCAGAAAAACUAGUAAAGAAAAAGCCAGCUCAGUGGAUGAAAAGCCAGACUCUCCAGGACGGUCUUCUUCAAUCAGUAAAGGAAGCAGUAGAGAGAAAGGAUCAAGAAAAGGGAAAGGGAAAAAAGAAGAAGAAAAACCAAAAGAAGAAGAAAUGGAGGCAGCUGUACCUAAAAGACAUGAAGAUGUUCAUGCAAAGGCUUCAUGGCUUCCUCCUUUUGACCCCAUCUUGCUGGAUUACAUUACAGAGGCUUCCAAAACAAUCCUGCCACUAGCAACCACCAAAGAACAGGUUGUAGCCCUUGCACAGUUUGUUGCAGGCAAGAUGGGUGGUCCAAUCGAAAGAGACAAGUUGCAUGAAUUCAGCUGGGAACUUCAUAUAAGUGAAAUUGAAUUUGAACUCAAAUGCAACGUGGUACCUGUUGGGAGGGUCAACAAAGGGACCUUCUACCACAGGGCUUUGCUUUUCAAGGUUCUUGCGGACCGAAUUGGCAUUGGUUGCAACUUAGUCCGCGGCGAGUACAACAGAGCAUGGAAUGAAGUGAAAUUAGUUGAUGAUUCUCCAUUAGGAAUACCUGGACUUCUGCUUCCUCCUCAACUGUUUAUUGUAGAUGUCAUGUACCAGCCAGGCUGCCUGAUGAAAGAAGGAAGUCCAGAGGCAGAUCACUAUCGACGUAUUUAAUUAUUUUUUCAUAGUGUUUUGAAUUCAAAAGAGGCUUGUCAGUUAGUUUUAUUAAAUCUGUGUAGAGACGUUUGUAGGGCUUAUUUUCAAAGCUGGGCUGUGUGCUUUUAGAUGCCCUGACCAAUUUAGACGGGUCUUUGGGUCUUUUAUUUUCCUACUGAAACUCUAAUUUAUGACUCUCAGAAAAGUCUUUAGGCAUCACUCUGAAUUUUAGAACAAGUCUAACUCAUGUAUUUGGUGUAUCUUUUGGAAUAAA